AACGCUUCCCGAGAACCAUGGUUGGUCCAGGCAGGCGAUCGCAGCACCUCCCGGAGCCGCCGAGAGCCGGGGGUGGGGUGGGUGGGGUGGGGGGGUCUGUUUGUAGUACUCUCAGUCCUGAUGUCACAGGCGCGGCAAGGACAUCGCAAGGAGGAGUCGGAUUACAGUAAGGAUGGGCAGUGCAGCAGGCAGCCCGAGCGCACGCUCCAGCCGCCGGGAACCAUAGCCCGGGAAAGGCGCUUAUCCCGCGGAGGAGGCACGCUCGGCGCCCGCUGCUCUCCACGCCGGGGACGUUUCCACCGAACGUAGCAUGAAACGGCUCGGCUCUGCGCGGCAGCCUGGGGUACGAGCUGAUGCUGAAGACGCCGCGGUGGGGUUCCAGCUGUCCGAUUAAUGAGAAACAUAAUGUAUUUUGGUGGUACAUGCCAGAGUCCUGCUCUCCCAGCCCUGGUCCGUCCACCAGCCCCUCCUUUGCAACCAUCGCUGGAUAUUAAGCCGUUUCUUCCCUUUCCUCUUGACACUGCGGCCGCAGUCAACCUCUUCCCCAAUUUUAAUGCGAUGGACCCGAUUCAGAAAGCUGUAAUAAAUCAUACUUUCGGGGUUCCUCUCCCUCAUCGAAGAAAGCAAAUCAUAUCAUGCAACAUUUGCCAGUUGAGAUUUAAUUCCGAUAGCCAGGCCGCGGCCCACUACAAAGGCACGAAACAUGCCAAGAAGCUCAAAGCACUGGAAGCCAUGAAAAAUAAGCAGAAAUCUGUCACUGCCAAGGACAGCGCAAAGACUACCUUCACCUCCAUCACUACCAAUACCAUCAAUACCAGCUCUGACAAAACAGACACUACCACAGGGACACCAGCAAUAUCGACUACGACAACUGUGGAAAUUCGCAAAAGCAGUGUUAUGACAACUGAGAUCACCUCUAAAGUGGAGAAAAGCCCCACGACAGCCACUGGCAAUAGCUCAUGUCCUUCCACGGAGACUGAGGAAGAAAAGGCAAAACGGCUUCUUUACUGUUCGCUAUGCAAGGUUGCUGUCAACUCCGCCUCACAGCUGGAGGCUCACAACAGUGGUACUAAGCACAAAACCAUGCUAGAAGCCCGGAAUGGAAGUGGAACUAUCAAAGCCUUCCCCAGGGCAGGUGUGAAAGGCAAAGGACCAGUUAAUAAGGGGAAUACAGGCCUGCAAAACAAAACGUUUCACUGUGAAAUCUGUGAUGUGCACGUCAACUCGGAAACACAACUUAAACAGCACAUUAGCAGUAGAAGGCACAAAGACAGAGCUGCUGGGAAGCCCCCCAAACCUAAAUACAGUCCUUACAACAAACUGCAGAAGGCAGCACAUCCGCUUGGGGUAAAAUUGGUAUUUUCAAAAGAACCUUCCAAGCCAUUGGCUCCACGAAUUCUACCCAACCCACUGGCAGCUGCAGCGGCUGCUGCAGCCGUGGCUGUGAAUUCCCCCUUCAGUCUCAGAACGGCUCCAGCAGCAACGCUGUUCCAGACUUCUGCACUCCCUCCAGCCCUCCUGCGGCCAGCUCCUGGACCCAUUCGGACCACCCACACUCCUGUGCUGUUUGCUCCUUACUGAAUUCCAAAUGGGAGUACUUGUACUGCAAUAAUUUUUCAAAAAACA
This is a messenger RNA of Phacochoerus africanus (Common warthog), 1626 nucleotides long. RefSeq names its product zinc finger protein 385D (gene ZNF385D). The coding region runs from base 394 to 1581 and encodes 395 amino acids. Gene Ontology annotation, cellular component: nucleus. The record is from RefSeq and is a predicted model, not a curated record. The transcript has 8 exons. NCBI's taxonomy places the organism in Eukaryota, Metazoa, Chordata, Mammalia, Artiodactyla, Suidae. Gene Ontology annotation, molecular function: zinc ion binding; nucleic acid binding.